AUGAUACCUGCUAGAUGGUACAAAGAUAACAUAAUUAAUUUGGAUUGCAGUUUUGAAAAUUCACCAGUUCUUUCUGCAAUAGAACCUGUAGAUACUUUAACAUCAUCAGUGCUACCAUUUCAAAAUAACUUUACACUUCAAAGUUUGCGUUAUUUUCAAGGAGUAGAACAUAUUCAACCUAAUGAAAUCAUGCGCCAAAAUAAUUCCAAAAGAAAUCGAUUUGGAUUUGCAUUUUCUACAGCAAAAACUGCUAUAAAUCACUUAAUUGGGCAGAUUACUAAUCCUAAUGUUACUAAAAUACGAGGUGCUCCCUCAAAGAAAAGAUUGAAGAGCGCUAUGGAAUUAUCAAAAAAAUGGGUCCCGAUGCAAGAAAACCUGAAUGAUCCAAAUUAUCAAGUGGCAAAGAGUCAACGCAGGUGUCUGUUAUGCGGAAAACCUGGUCAUUACCAGAAAAAGUGUCCAAAUGCUAGGGAUGGGAAAUAUAGAGAAAAAUCAGCUCCAACAUGA
Messenger RNA from Rhizophagus irregularis DAOM 181602=DAOM 197198, 507 nucleotides. RefSeq lists its product as uncharacterized. The record is from RefSeq and is a predicted model, not a curated record. NCBI's taxonomy places the organism in Eukaryota, Fungi, Glomeromycota, Glomeromycetes, Glomerales, Glomeraceae.